AAGUUGUGGAAAACUGUUCUUAAAAAGUUGACCAAAUCAACCCGCCAACGGAUCCACCCAAUCUCCAUUUGGAACUAUGAUCUCAAAUACCGACGAUAUGUUAACACUUGUUUGAUAUUCAAACUACGCUUGGAGAUGUAACAAAGAUGUCACAGCAUUUAUAACGAUGCAGGCAGCGUUUUUUAGAGCAGCACCUUCUCUGUUGGGCCAACAUAUAUUGAAUCUUUACAUGGACUUAGUAAACAAUGCGGUUAACAUCAAUUCAAGUGCCAUAUGGGCCCAGAUGUCCUUGGAUGAAGUCAGUGAGAAAUUGCAUCAAAUGUUGUUGACUAAUGAACGCUAUGUCGGAACUGUAUCAGACGUCAUCCUCAGCGAGAAAGCGAAUGCAAACGAAAAAAAUUACACUUUAGAAAAAGAUUCUCUUUCUGUUAGCAUAUCUCGUGUAGAAUUUCAGCAAAACUCAGAGACAAUUGCUCAGUUUAAAUACGAUGACACAUUCAUUUGGACAGAUGAUAUUGGUACUCUCAAUCGUUCGGAAGGAGAGGAUCUGAAAGUGUAUGCUUUGCGAUAUAAAUCAUGGUCUCAUAUGAUUCGAGAAAUAUUGAUAAAGCAAUCGGAAUUGACAACAAACUCUUCAGUGUUGGAUGAAGUGGAUAUAGAAAACCAUUCUCGUCAUACAAGAAGUGUUGAACCUUCUACUGGAGAAAUGACACAAAAUAAAUCGUUUAUCGGUGAAGGAGGCGUGGUUUCGUUAUCGACUAAGCAAAACGGAGUUAAACGAUCAGUGCCAGUAACAUAUUGGAUCAGAUUUGAUGAAGAAACAUUUUUAAAUUUAACGGAUUCAUCUGAUAAAUCAAAUUCACAAGUCUGCCUAUCAUGUGAAUAUCUUGAAGCAGAAACAAUUUCAUGGAAAUCGAAAGGUUGUCACGUGGUAUCCGCUGAUAAACAAGGAGUUACAUGUAAAUGUAAUCACACAACAAACUUCGCAGCUUUUAUGAUGCCAGCCGAAACGAUGUUUGAUAUGACAGAACAAGAAUCAUUGAUAUUUGAUACCAUUUCAAUCAUCGGAUCAGCACUUUCUGUGGUUGGAUUAUUGGCCUCUCUUACCAUUUUUUACUUGGUCCGACAUCUUGUCCGGAAUGAACGAUUCAAAGCACACACUAACCUUUCAUUGGCUCUUCUGGGAGUUCAUAUCUUAUUUUUGAUGGGUGAUAUUUUUCUAAAGAACAAUACAGUUUGCGUGAUUUCUACAGUGUUGACACAUUACUUUCUUCUAGCCUCGUUUAUGUGGAUGCUAGUAGAAGGAAUAUUUUUAUACUUAUACGUAGUCCAGGUCUUUAUGCGAUCAAAAAUUGCAAGCUACAAUUGGAUGUAUGCCGUAGGAUGGUUAAUUCCAGUACUGAUUGUGGCAAUUGCAGCCGGUUAUGGAAUUCCACAUGACUUGUAUGUUAUGGAGAUUGCCGAGAAGAGAAGUGAGGUAGAAAUUACACCCCAAUGUCCAGAAGGCACAAUGCCUUUUCCACCAAGAAACGAAGGGAAAGUUACAAUCAGGGACUCUGGUGAGCAGAAAUAUGAGAGGUGCUGGUUGAGCACUUCAAAUUGGAUGAUUUGGAGCUUCUUGAUACCAGCAAUAUUAGUUUUGGUUUUCAAUAGCAUUAUAAUGUGCAAGACUCUUCAUAUUUGUGUAACGAGUUUGAAAACUUCUUCAAAAAUACGAUCAAGAAAUAAAAUGUACAACAAUGGUUCGAAGUCCAGCCCUCCACGUUCAUCUUCAUCUUCGAGGUAUGCUUCUGGUCAAGCAUCAUCGAUUGAAGAACAACAACAUUUUGGAACAUAUGAUCGAUUACACGGCCAAGCCGGUAACGGAAAGACAACGCCUACAAGAGUGCCUAUUGUUGUAUCUACAUCUCCUUGUCUUUUACAGGUAACAACAGAGGAGGAAGAGUGUAAGCAGGGAAUUAACGAUAUCAAAGAAGACGACUCUGUCUCUUCAACGGAAAGCUUAGCUGUUGCGUUCAAAACAGAAUCACUGCAUCCACACAGCAACGAUAACAAAGAGGUUUCAGCACCAAGAUUCCAAACUGUAAGCGGAGAUUCGACAAGGCUUUACAAUAGCCGAACAUCGGUGAUGUACAGAAACUCAGUUAGCUGUUCUCCUAAAGUAAAAGUGCGAUCACCAUCGUUUAACAACAAAAAUGCCCCAUUGGAAUCUACAGACAAGUAUCAUUUCUUUCAGGAUGCUAAAACAGCGGUCAAAGGCGCUCUAGUACUUCUUCCCAUACUGGGCGUUCCGUGGGUGUGUGGAUUUCUUGCUCAUUUCUCUCAAGUGUUCACAAUGCUUUUCAUAAUUCUCAAUUCAACGCAAGGCAUUGCAAUAUUCAUAGUAUAUUGCCUUUUCAACGGAGAGGUGAGAAGAGCGAUUCAUAGAAGACUGGAAAAACGAAAUAUGAAAUAUGCUGUCGACAACGGAAGACGUAGAACGAGCAGUACAAGUACUGUCGCCCGUAGCUUUCUUAGAUUUGGACGGAGACGGAGCACUGUAACCACAACAGCAUGAAACAUCACAGUCAAAUUCGCAACUUGUAAAUAAAUGAGCAUUUUGCCAAAACGCAAACGUCAUAUGACCACUUGAAAGUGGGAUGACAUAGCUACGAUAUAUGGCCUUUUUUCUACUUAAUUGUAUUAUAAAUGUAUUUGCAUGCAAGUUGUUUUCCUUUUUAUAUUGCUGAAAGAAAGAUGGUUUGAUUUAUUGAUCAGCUACACAAAAUGUGUAUUGCAAGUCAUGUAUGUAAAGGACUU
This is a messenger RNA of Styela clava, 2799 nucleotides long. Lineage: Eukaryota; Metazoa; Chordata; Ascidiacea; Stolidobranchia; Styelidae. The record is from RefSeq and is a predicted model, not a curated record.